AUGUCACACAGCGCCAUAUUGGAGCGAAUAGAAAAAGAUUUGAAAGAAAUGAGAAGGGAGCUGGAAUGGGAAUCAUCAGCGAACAUGCGAUUGAAGACUUCUCACAAUGAAGAAGUGGCAACAUUGCAAAGGUUGAAGAAAAACGCGGAGCACCAACUCAAAACUCUGAAACUUUCGUCUAAAAAGGAAAUCGAAGAGCUGAAAAAAGAACAGAGCCGUGAUCUGAACACUAUCUUAGAUCUUCAUCAACAACUCAAUAAUCUGAAAAGUCUGCAUGAAACAAUGAUUGAAAGACAGCGAAAAUCGACUGACAUUUGGCGAGAGCUAUAUGUUAAUCAGAAACGUCAAUUGGCGAAUACGGAAAAGGAGCUUUUACGAACGGCUGUAUUGUUGGCAAAGAAAGAAUUGAGAGAGCAGCCGAUGGCUAGAGAGAAACAGAAAAAAUAUGAGACUUUACUAUGUGAGAUUUGUUCGGUAGGGUAUGGACAAGAAGAAGACAGAACGCCACGAGUUUUGGGUUGCGGACACACUAUCUGCCUUGGUUGCUGCAAAAUGAUUGCCCAACCGGAUCAAAUUCAGUGUCCAUUUUGUCGAUUCGUCACACAGCUCACUGGACGGACAAUCUCCCAUCUCCCAAAGAAUUAUUUGGUUCUCAACAUGUAA
Molecule: messenger RNA, 663 nt
Organism: Caenorhabditis remanei
Lineage: Eukaryota; Metazoa; Nematoda; Chromadorea; Rhabditida; Rhabditidae
Exons: 2
Coding region: 1-663 (220 amino acids)
Source: RefSeq, a predicted model, not a curated record